Molecule: messenger RNA, 1822 nt
Organism: Salarias fasciatus (jewelled blenny)
Lineage: Eukaryota; Metazoa; Chordata; Actinopteri; Blenniiformes; Blenniidae
Gene: kcnv2a
Product: potassium channel, subfamily V, member 2a
Exons: 9
Coding region: 20-1606 (528 amino acids)
Biological process (GO): protein homooligomerization; action potential; potassium ion transmembrane transport
Cellular component (GO): voltage-gated potassium channel complex; membrane
Molecular function (GO): voltage-gated potassium channel activity
Source: RefSeq, a predicted model, not a curated record
AAGACGUGCAGCAGCAGGGAUGCUGAGCCAUCUCCGAGCUCGCAGCAGGAGUCUGUUCUCCAGCUACAAACCCGAAGCUGUCAAAGAGCCGCUGGACCCGCUGGACCUGAUCAACGCCUUCGUGAAGCCAUGGAACUCCAUGCAGGACCUGAGCCGAGACAUCUACGACCUUUACGCCGAGUAUGAAGACGAGGAGGUGGAGGAUCGCCUGCCUGUGUCUCCAUCCCGCCUGCUCCUCUCUCCAACCAAACAUUUCACUCUCAACAUCAACGUCGGAGGAACGGUUUACCACCUGCCCUACAGGCUGGCUGCCAGAUAUCCGAAGACGCGGAUCGGCCGCCUGGCCACGUCCACGGACCACAGCAGGAAGCUGGACCUGUGCGACGACUACGUGGUCCAGAGCAACGAGUUCUUCUUCGACCGGGACCCCCAGAUCUUCCACAACAUCUUCAACUUCUACAGAACCGGGGUGUUGUGGAUUAAAGACGAGCUGUGUCCUCGCAGCUUUCUGGAGGAGAUCAACUACUGGGGCGUCCGGAUCAAGAACUGCCAGCGCUGCUGCCGCAUCUCCUUCGAGGAGCGGCAGGACGAGCUGAACGAGCAGCUGAAGAUACAGAGUCAGCUGCUGCUGGAGGUCGGCCCGCUGGUGGAGAAGGAGGAGGACGAGGCCGUGUUCCAGGGCAUGCUCUACGGGCCGGUCCGCCGGAGGAUCUGGAACCUGAUGGAGAAGCCCUUUUCCUCCAUCCCCGCCAAGCUGGUGGCCGUGGCCUCCUCCAUGUUCGUGCUGGUGUCGCUGGUCGCCAUGACGCUGAACACCGUGGACGAGAUGCAGUACAAGACGGCGUCGGGCCAGCCCAGCGGCCGGUUCUACGGCGAGCACGUGGAGAGCUUCUGCAUCACCUUCUUCACCGUGGAGUACCUCCUGCGCCUGGUCUCCACCCCGGACAUCAGGUGUUUCGGACGCAGCGUGCUGAACACGGUGGACCUGAUCGCCAUCCUGCCGCACUACCUGCAGACGGUCCUGGAGUGCUUCGAGGACGAGGACAUCCACCCCAACUCCGGAGACAUCGAGACCGUCGGGCGUGUGGGAAAGGUGGGUCAAGUUUUAAGGAUCAUGCGCCUGAUGAGGAUCUUCCGGAUCUUGAAGUUGGCUCGUCACUCGACGGGCCUGCGGGCCUUCGGCUUCACUCUGAGGCAGUGCUACCAGCAGGUGGGCUGCUUGCUGCUCUUCAUCGGAAUGGGCAUCUUCAUGUUCUCAGCCAUGGUGUACACCGUGGAGCACGACGUUCACAACACCAACUUCACCUCCAUGCCCGACGCCUGGUGGUGGGCCGCAGUGAGUAUUUCCACCGUGGGCUACGGCGACAUGGUCCCAGAAACCAACCUGGGCCGCCUCUUCGCCUUCGCCUGCAUCGCCUUCGGCGUCAUCCUCAACGGGAUGCCCAUCUCCGUGCUCUACAACAAGUUCUCGGACUACUACACCAAGCUGAAGGCUCACGAGUACACGGCGGUCACCAAGGCACGCGGGAAGGUGCACUUUGCCAGAAGGGCGGCCAAAAGGUUCACGGAGUACCGUGAUGAUGCCGGGCAGCCCAGGCCGCACUGAGGCCAGGAGGGGGGAGGAUUUUGCAGUCAGGAGUCGGAUCCCGAUGUACUUUCCUCUAAACUGCUGAGAAGUCAGAAAGUGAAGUUUCUGGUUCUGCUGGAGUCACCUUCACCCAGACGGUUUGGACUUCGACUCUCGGUACUCGGUACCUCUCUUUUUGGGCUUUUCCUGUUCAGAACACACCGUAUCACGAAUCAGUGUCUCCCUGAAGAGAGA